Molecule: messenger RNA, 814 nt
Organism: Symsagittifera roscoffensis
Lineage: Eukaryota; Metazoa; Xenacoelomorpha; Acoela; Convolutidae
Product: complexin-2-like
Exons: 4
Coding region: 332-712 (126 amino acids)
Biological process (GO): neurotransmitter transport
Molecular function (GO): syntaxin binding
Source: RefSeq, a predicted model, not a curated record
AUAACUAAUAAAAAAAGCUCAGAAGAAAUAAUACAUUGCUAAAAGAAACUGUACAAAAGUACAUGAUUAAUCACAUUUGUGGUUUGUGUAAUAUCAAAUGCUGAAUACUUUAAAACAAUUGUACAAAAGCGAUAACCCAAAAUAAUUUCUUUUUCAGUAGAAAAAUCAGGUUUCAAAAAACACAAAUAUAAAUACAGUCUUAUUAAAUUUAGCAAAACUACAUUCAAAGCAACCUGAUUCCUACUAUUUUCAACAGUUUUUCUAAAUUAUAUUCUAAAAUUGUUGUUUACUGUAUCAUUGCUUGCAAAGUCAUCUGACUGAAGAAGCUGCAAUGGCGGGGAUGAUGUUCCAGAUGCUAGUUGUCAACCGGAUCAAAGGUCUGCUACCCAAAGACAAGGACAAGGACAAAGAAAAGGACGGAGAAGAGGGGCAGGGGGAGGGGGAGGAAGACGGGGCUGAUGAAGGAGAGCUGAAUCAGGCACUGGCAAUGCAGGAGUAUGAGAGGAAGAAGAAACACAUGUAUGCUGAGGUGGAGAGAGAAAAGAAGAGGAAGCACACCAGGGAAAAGUUUCGUCUGAAGGAGAAACCCAGUGUGAUGACGUCACUGAUGCAGGCGGAGAUGCAUGCCCCUCCCCCGGGCACGAACAAAAACAAGCGGAAGAGCAAGCCAUUCUACCAACAGAUACUCUCAAAGACACUAUUCUGCUGCUAGAGAAAACAGCAAAGUUAUCAGUUGUUGCUAUGAUAUAAAUCUAUUUUAGGUAGUUACAAUUGUUCCUAAAAUGUGUGAUUUUUAAAGGAAUAUCGUGGACCA